Lachancea meyersii CBS 8951 is the source of this 858-nucleotide messenger RNA. The record is from the annotation of a GenBank genome assembly. NCBI's taxonomy places the organism in Eukaryota, Fungi, Ascomycota, Saccharomycetes, Saccharomycetales, Saccharomycetaceae.
AUGAAGUUUGCCAACAACGUCGAGAAGAAAGCUUUCGACAAGCUAGUCAAAGAGUUGCCCACAUUGACUGAAAAAAGAUGUCACGGCUACGAUGAGUUGUACGGCCAUAAGCUUUUGCCUGGUACGUAUUACGACGAGGCAGUUGCUCACGCUCUGAUCUACAAGUUUUGCAAGGCUUACAAGUUUGAAUACGAAGCUGCAGCUUCGGCCUUGUGCAGCACUUUAAACUGGAGACGUGAAUUUGACCCGCUAAGUGCAGCUUUCAGUGAGCGUCACGACGAGACGUUGACUAAAAUCGGUGUUUUGACAAAAUAUCCUAACGAAGAAGCAAACAAGAAAGUAGUAACCUGGAAUCUAUACGGAGAUUUGGCCAAGCAAACACAUGUAUUUGAGGACGUGAACAAGUUUUUGCGCUAUCGAAUUGGACUUAUGGAACGCUCCAUCGGUCUGCUGGACUUCAAAGACGAAACCAACAACUAUGUGGCCCAGGUACAUGACUACGACGGCGUUUCCAUGUGGAGGAUGGAUCCUAAGAUCAAAAAGUGUACAAAGCAGGUCAUUGCCGUUUUUCAAGAGCACUACCCAGAAUUACUGUCGGCCAAAUUCUUCAUCAAUGUCCCAAGUCUUUUGACCUGGGUGUACGAUGUUGUCAAGAGGUUUGUUAACGAGGACACUAGAAAGAAGUUCGUGGUGCUGAAUGAUGGUACCAAAUUAGGACAAUUUCUCUCAUCUGCCCCAUCUAAACUCUAUGGCGGUAAAUCCAAAGAUAUUCUACAAGAUCAGAACGUCAUGGACGUAAGGCCAACCGAAUAUACGCUUCACCUUUUCCAGCAGAAAAUAUCUGCGGAUGUUGAGUGA